Messenger RNA from Coregonus sp. 'balchen', 6920 nucleotides. The record is from the annotation of a GenBank genome assembly. NCBI's taxonomy places the organism in Eukaryota, Metazoa, Chordata, Actinopteri, Salmoniformes, Salmonidae.
AGUAGUGCCAAGUACCUGCACAAGGAGUUGCCUGUGCGCAUUGCCCACCGUAUCAAGGGCUUCCGCAGCCUUCCCUUCAUCAUUGGCUGCAACCCCACCGUCCUGCAAGUGGUGAGUCCCUUCAGGUUUUUUCUUUGUCUUUCUCUCCCUUUCUCCCCCUUGAUGAUGGUUUCUCUCUCUUUGCUGCUUCUCUUUGUCAACAUGUCUGGUUUACCUUUCUGGUGGUCCUCUGUAGCUCAAUUGGUAGAGCAUGGCGCUUGAAACGCCAGGGUAGUGGGUUCGAUCCCCGGGACCACCCAUACGUAAAAAUGCACACAUGACUGUAAGUCGCUUUGGAUAAAAGCGUCUGCUAAAUGGCUUAUUAUUAUUAUAAUAUAUUAUGGUGCAGUAACGGCCCCUUUGCAACUUGCGGGACAAGCCUCUCAUUCCAAUCAUUGUGCUUGUCUGGGAGAGGAGGGCAUGUGCUCGACAGGUGUCAGAAACAUAAUUGAGUCAGUGCCACUGUGCCUAUCAAAAUAGACUAACCUUGAACAGCCAUUAAUUGAGAAUGGACUUGUUACACGACUCUGCUAGCAUUUAUUAGCUUAGCUGCAACGCUUAGCUUCCUAAAUUCAUGAGAAGGGCUUCUUUAUCAUGUAACAAACAAAACCCCAUCUCUCUAUGCCUACAGAACUUUAAUCAAUUCGAUUAAGUCAUUUGUCUAUCAGCAUACCCAGAAAGUUCUUCUCCUAUAGAGCUAGAGUUGAAAAGACAGGCCAUCUGUGACAUUGGAGGCUUUCCUUUGUUCUUUAGCUGCCAUGUGCAGUGUUAUGAAACCUUUUCUACUCCUCCCUUUGGCAUCUCUUCUCUCCUCCCUUCCCAUGGCCUAUUUACUUCACCUGAGCGUCUUGACACUAGAUUAACUUUUGCCUAGAUUUUUCUCACACAGCACAGAGGUAUUUUGUGCAAAUGAAAUUGUGCCUGGAAUGCACGAUCAGUCGUACAAGGGAUGUAUACCUGUAGGCCUAGUGCUUUCUCAGAAUAUUCUCCUACCAAAAACACAUAACCAGUGAUGCACAAAUUACUGUACAUUCUGUUUUUGUUUUUUUAGAAGUGGUAAUAUUACUAAUUCACUCAAACAAUUACUUAGGAUUUGAGCAGUUGUGCAAUUGAGUCAUAUUGGAAGGCUAUAACCUCUUAAACAUCCUCUCUGUUCUUGGAACAUAGGCCAGGACACGUUCGCCCAUGGGAUGUGUUGUGGCCCACUUAUGGUGGCAUGGGAGGUUCCUCUUACCUAAGAGUUCUCAGAGGGAAUUCUAACCAACACCCACUCUCUGUUUCCCUCUCCUGCAGCAUGAGCUCUACAUUCGAGCCUACCACGUGUUGUGCGAUUUCCCAGUGGUAAGUAGUCAAACAGCCACACUGAGGAGUAGGUUGGGUUGGCCAAGUUCAAGCGCUUGACCCUCAGGGCUUCCAUAUUUAUCUCUGUCCCAGUCUCUGGAACUGGAGAGGCUGUCAGACUGGCCUGACACCUCCAGGCUGACUGUGUUUGUGGAGUGGGUAACAGGUGCACUAUCUCGCUUUAUUAGCUGGGUGCUCUGCUAUAUAAACACAGCAAAAAAAGAAACGUCCUCUCACUGUCAACUGCGUUUAUUUUCAGCAAACUUAACAUGUGUAAAUAUAUGUAUGAACAUAACAAGAUUCAACAACUGAGACAUAAACUGAACAAGUUCCACAGACAUGUGACUAACAGAAAUGGAAUCAUGUGUCCCUGAAAAAAGGGGGGGUCAAAAUCAAAAUCAAAAGUAACAGUCAGUAUCUGAUGUGGCCACCAGCUGCAUUAAGUACUGCAGUGCAUAUCCUCCUCAUGGACUGCACCAGAUUUGCCAGUUCUUGCUGUGAGAUGUUACCCCGCUCUUCCACCAAGGCACGUGCAAGUUCCCGGACAUUUCUGGGGGGAAUGGCCCUCGCCAUCACCCUCCGAUCCAACAGGUCCCAGACGUGCUCAAUGGGAUUGAGAUCCGGGCUCUUCGCUGGCCAUUGCAGAACACUGACAUUCCUGUCUUACAGGAAAUCACGCACAGAACGAGCAGUAUGGCUGGUGGCAUUGUCAUGCUGGAGGGUCAUGUCAGGAUGAGCCUGCAGGAAGGGUACCACAUGAGGGAGGAGGAUGUCUUCCCUGUAACGCACAGCGUUGAGAUUGCCUGUAAUGACAACAAGCUCAGUCCGAUGAUGCUGUGACACACCGCCCCAGACCAUGAUGGACCCUCCUCCUCCAAAUCGAUCCCGCUCCAGAGUACAGGCCUCGGUGUAACGCUCAUUCCUUCGACGAUAAACGCAAAUCCGACCAUCACCCCUGGUGAGACAAAACCGAGACUCGUCAGUGAAGAGCACUUUUUGCCAGUCCUGUCUGGUCCAGCGACGGUGGGUUUGUACCCAUAGGCGACGUUGUUGCCGGUGAUGUCUGUUGAGGACCUGCCUUACAACAGGCCUACAAGCCCUCAGUCCAGCGCCUCUCAGCCUAUUGCGGACAGUCUGAGUGCUGAUGGAGGGAUUGUGCAUUCCUGGUGUAACUCGGGCAGUUGUUGUUGCCAUCCUGUACCUGUCCCGCAGGUGUGAUGUUCGGAUGUACAGAUCCUGUGCAGGUGUUGUUACACAUGGUCUGCCACUGCAAGGACGAUCAGCUGUCCGUCCUGUCUCCCUGUAGCGCUGUCUUAGGUGUCUCACAGGACGGACAUUGCAAUUUAUUGCCCAGGCCUCAUCUGCAGUCCUCAUGCCUCCUUGCAGCAUGCCUAAGGCACGUUCACGCAGAUGAGCAUGGACCCUGGGCAUCUUUCUUUUGGUGUUUUUCAGAGUCAGCAGAAAGGCCUCUUUAGUGUCCUAAGUUUUCAUAACUGUGACCUUAAUUGCCUACCGUCUGUAAGCUGUUAGUGUCUUAACGACCGUUCCACAGGUGCAUGUUCAUUAAUUUUUUAUGGUUCAUUGAACAAGCAUGGGAAACAGUGUUUAAACCCUUUACAAUGAAGAUCUGUGAAGUUAUUUGGAUUUUUACGAAUUAUCUUUGAAAAACAGGGUCCUGAAAAGGGGAAGUUUUCUUUUUUUGCUGAGUUUAUAUGACAAUGACUUCAAAUGAAAUCCCAAGUUCAAGAACAUUGGGUAACGGUGGCACUCACCUAAUGUAUUUCUUUGACUGAAAGUAUCAUUGUUUGGAUGAAAAUUAUAAUAUUUUGAAUUGAUGUUUUUAUUGUUAUUUUUGCAGGAAUUGUAACAAAUCCAGCUGAGAUAAUUAAGGAAAAGUUCUAGCUACUUCUAGACUAUAUCUAGUUAUAUAUAUUUUUUAAAUGGUUGUAUGGGUCUCGAAAUGGUUGAAGUGUGGUUAAGAGCGUUGUGCCAGUAACCGAAAGGUCGCUGGUUCUAAUCCCCGAGCCGACUAGGUGAAAAAUCUGUUGAUGUGCCCUUGAGCAAGGCACUUAACCCUAAUUGCUCCUGUAAGUCGCUCUGGAUAAGAGCGUCUGCUAAAUGACUAAAAUGUAGAUCUGUGUGAGUGCCUUCGGAAAGUAUUCAGACCCCUUGACUUUUUCCACCUUUUUGUUGCCUUAUUCUAAAAUUGAUUAAAUAUUUUUUUUAAAUCAGCAAUCUACAAACAAUAUCCCAUAAUGACAAAGUAAAAACAGUUUUUUUGAUUUUUUUGCAAAUGUAUUAGAUUUAAAAAAACAUACCUUAUUUACAUAAGUAUUCAGACCCUUUGCUAUGAGACUCGAAAUAGAGCUCAGGUGCAUCCUGUUUCCAUUGAACAUCCUUGAUGUUUCUACAACUUGAUUGGAGUCCACCUGGGAUAAAUUAAAUUGAUUGGACAUGAUUUGGAAAGGCACAUACCUGUCUAUAUAAGGUCCCACAGUUGACAGUGCAUGUCAGAGCAAAAACCAAGCCGUGAGGUCGAAAUAAUUGUCCGUUGAGCUCCGAGACAGGAUUCUAUCGAGGCACAGAUCUGGGGAAGGGUACCAAAAAAUGUCUGCAGCAUUGAAGGUCCCCAAGAACACAGUGGCCUCCAUCAUUUUUAAAUGGAAGAAGUUUGGAACAACCAAGACCCUUCCUAGAGCUGGCUUCCCGGCCAAACUGAGCAAUCGGGGGAGAAGGGCCUUGGUCAGGGAGGUGACCAAGAAUCUGAUGGUCACUCUGACAGAGCUCCAGAAUUCCUCUGUGGAGAUGGGAGAACCUUCCAGAAGGACAACCAUCUCUGCAGCACUCCACCAAUCAGGCCUUUAUGGUAGAGUGGCCAGACGGAAGCCACUCCUCAGGAAAAGGCACAUGACAGCCCGCUUGGAGUUUGCCAAAAGGCACCUAAAGACUCUACGACCAUGAGAAACAAAAUUCUCUGGUCUGAUGAAACCAAGAUUGAACUCUUUGGCCUGAAAGCCAAGCAUCACGUCUGGAGGAAACCUGGCACCAUCCCUACGGUGAAGCAUGGUGUUGGCAGCAUCAUGCUGUGGGGAUCUUUUUCAGCCGCAGGGACUGGGAGACUAGUCGGGAUCGAGGCAAAGAUGAACAGAGCAAAGUACAGAGAGAUCCUUGAUGAAAACCGGUUCACUUUCCAACAGGACAACGACCCUAAGCACACAGCCAAGACAAUGCAGGAGUGGCUUCGGGACAAGUCUCAAUGUCCUUGAGUGGCCCAGCCAGAGCUUGAGAGGAUCUGCUGAGAAGAAUGUGAGAAACUCCCCAAAUACAGGUGUGUAGACUCGAGGAGACUCGAGGCUGUAAUCGCUGCCAAAGAUGCUUCAACAAUGUACUGAGUAAAGGGUCUGAAUACUUAUGUAAAUGUGAUAUUUCUGUUUUUUUAUUUGUAAUAAAUCAUCAAAUGUCUACCAAUCUGUUUUUGCUUUGUCAUUAUGGGGUAUUGUGUGUAGAUGAGGGGGGGGAAAACUAUGUAAUCAAUUUUAGAAUAAGGCUGUAACGUAACAAAAUUUGAAAAAGGUCCAGGGGUCUGAAUACUUUAGAAAGUGUUACAGCCUGAAUUUAAAAUUGAUUAAAUUCAGAUUUUGUUGCUGGCCUACACACAAUACCCCAUAAUGUCAAAGUGGAAUUAUCUUUUUAGAAAUGUUUACAAAUUAAUUAGAAAUCAAAAGCUGAAAUGUCUUCAGUCAAGUAUUCAACCCCUUUGUUAUGGCAAGCCUAAAUAAGUUCAGGGGUAAACAUUUGUUUAACAUCACAUAAGUUGCAUGUACUCACUUUGUGUUCAAUAGUGUUUAACAUGAUUUUUGAAGGACUACCUCAUCUCUGUAAACCAACAUACAAUUAUCUGAAAGUAUGAGCAGUGAAUUUCAAACACAGAUUCAACCACAAAGACCAGGGAGGUUGUCCAAUUCCUCACAAAGAAAGGCCCCUAUUGGUAGAUGGGUAAACCCCCAAAAAAAGCAGACAUUGAAUAUCCCUUUGAGCAUGGUGAAGUCAUUAAUUACACUUUGGAUGGUGUAUCGAUACACCCAGUCACUACAAAGAUACAGGCGUCCUUCCUAACUCCAUUGCCGGAGAGUAAGGAAACCGCUCAGGAAUUUCACCUAGAGGCCAAUGGUGAUUUUCAAACAGUUACAAAGUUUAAUGGCUGUGAUGGGCUAAAACUGAGGAUGGAUCAACGGCAUUGUAGUUACUCCACAAUACUAAUCUAAAUGAAACCGCGAAAAGAAGGAAGCCUAUACAGAAAAAAAAAAUAUAUUCCAAAACAUUCAUCCUGUUUGCAAUAAGGCACUAAAGUAAAACUGCAAAAAAUGUGGCAACGAAGUGAACUUUGUCCUGAAUACAAAGCGUUAUGUUUGGGGCUAAUACAACAUCAAUGAGUACCACUCUAUAUAUAUUUUUAAGCAUGGUGGUGGCUGCAUCAUGUUAUGGGUAUGCUUAUCAUCGGCAAGGAAUAGGGAGUUUUUUUUUGGGGGGGGGGGGGGUAAAAAGAAAAGGAAUAGAGCUAAGCACAGGCAAAGUCCUAGGGGGAAAAUCUGGUUUUGUGCUUUUCAACAGACACUGGGAGACGAAUUCACCUUUCAGCAGGACCAUAACCUAAAACACAAGGCCAAAUAUCCACUGGAGUUGCUUACCAAGCUGACAUUGAAUUUUCCUGAGUGGCCGAGUUACAGUUUUGGCUUAAAUCUAUGGCAAGACUUGAAAAUGUAGUAAAAUGUAAAUAGUUAUGUAAAUGAGAUCUUUCUGUUUCAUUUUCAUUAAAUGUUCAAAACAUGUUUUAUCUUUGUCAUUAUUGGGUAUUGUGUGUAGAUGGGUGAAUACUUUCCAAAGGCACUGUGUGUGUGUGUGUGUGUGUGCGUAAUAGAUAAACAGUUGAUUCAAGCCACUUCUGCAAAGUAUAUUUUAUCCUAGUGGAGAAAUUGACCAAUUCAUCUGACCGGAAUAAGAAUGGCAUUCAUCCCAGCUCUGAUUUUGAUAAUGGUCAAAUUCGAAUGGAUUUCACUCUGCGUCGUCUGUUUCUCAGAUCAAGGACCAGGAGAUGGAAGCUCGCUACAGUAAGCUGGUGCAGCAGCUCCUGGAUGACCACAAGGAUGUGGUCACUCUGCUGGCCGAAGGCUUCAGAGAGUGUCGGCGACACAUUCAGGUAAUGGCCAUGUACGUAGUGCAUAUAACGUCAGCUGAUUUCAAGUCAUUGACUUUCCACUUGAACAGCUGUUUUAUAGUCUUGCUGCUGCCAGUUAAAUGGAAUCCAACUUGAGGUUGUAGAUCUUUAUAUAAAUUGGUUAUAAGUUGGUUGUUGGAACUCUUUGUUUUGUAAUGUGACCGUAGGAUUGACAGAAUGGUGUAAUAAAUACCUGGCCUUAAGAAUGUUUUUAUUGAUGUUCCAGGAUGAGACCCUUGUCCGUAACUUCCUGGACACCACCCUCACCUCCCGCCUGGGGAUCCGGAUGUUGGCCACACACCACCUUGCCCUGCAUGAAGAAAAU